Molecule: messenger RNA, 708 nt
Organism: Oppiella nova
Lineage: Eukaryota; Metazoa; Arthropoda; Arachnida; Sarcoptiformes; Oppiidae
Source: the annotation of a GenBank genome assembly
AUGAAUGAGCUUGUUGGAUACCCCGAUUGGGUGCUCAAUAAUCAUGAACUGGACAACUUUUAUCAAUUUAAACAUAGAGUGAAUCCCAAGAAGUCAUUCGAGGCUAUGGUUUAUAUGCAAAGCAAUUGUGUCGAACGAAAUAUGCGAUCAAUUGGACAGCCCGUGGACAUCACUGGAGAGCAAAUGGCCAGGCUCACCCAUCGAAUAUUCCCGGCUACUAUUCUGAAGCCACCCUUUCUAUAUAGCAAUGGCCCGGCGGCUAUCAACUAUGGGGCCAUUGGAUGGUUGAACGGAAGGAAUACUUUGGGAGAGAAUAUUGCGGACAACGGAGGCCUCAGAGAGUCGUUCCGCGCGUUUCAGACGUACGUCAAGACAUACGGAGAACCACAACGACUGCCAUAUGUCUCGCAAUACACACCACAACANACAACAGCUGUAUUUCCUUUCAUACGCAUCCGUACUUUAAUUGCAUUCAUAAUACUUGUGGUUAUUUUAUCCGUCCGACACAAACAAACUAUUGACCCUACACCUACACCUACACCUACACCUACACCUACACCUACACCUACACCUACACCUACACCUAACACCAAUUUAUGCCAAUCGCCGGUAUGUAAAUCCGCGGGAAUGGCACUGAAAGCCAAUCUCAACGAUUUGGUCGAUCCGUGCCAUGACUUCUAUGCGUUCGCGUUCGGCGGUUGGGAGUAG